This is a messenger RNA of Cladocopium goreaui, 1109 nucleotides long. The record is from the annotation of a GenBank genome assembly. Lineage: Eukaryota; Dinophyceae; Suessiales; Symbiodiniaceae.
GAGGGAUGGCGCUGCCGCGCCAUUGGGCGCAUUGGCUUGUGGCUGGCCUGGCAGCAUGGCUGGCCGGUCAACUAGUGGGAUGUGACUUUGACGAUGGUGCAGAGAUCAUCACAGCGCCCAAGCGUUUGGGGUCCUACCUGGUCAUCGGUGAUUGGGGAUGGGAUGCCAAAGCGCAUGGCAAUUUGAACACCCGACGUUGUCAGCAACUGGUGGCCAAUGCCAUGCACAAACAGUUUGAAACCCUGGGAGAUGUGAAUUUCGUGAUCAAUGUGGCCGACUCCUUCUACCCGGAUGGUGUCAGCAGCAAGGAUGAUCCGCAGUGGGAGGUGAAGUGGAGACAAGUCUAUUCUCCCCAGGUGCGCGGAGUCCCGUGGUAUAGCAUCUAUGGCAACCAUGACUACCACGCAGAUCCCUGUGCUUGCACCGAGAAUGUGACAAGCUGCGCACAGGUGAACGGAGACAUCAGUGACUUGGGGUAUUUCUACAUGCCCGACUCCUCCUGGUAUCGUGCGCACCCCGAGAUGGAUCUGGAGGUCAUCGCCCUGGACUUGAACUACUACACUUGGGUCAAUGCCACCUGCCCUCAUACCAGCUGUCCGGAGACCUGCCAUUCCAUUUUGAAGCAACGUGCUGACCAUGCUCUGCAACUCUUUGCGGAGCGCAUCAGGAAGUCGACGGCAUCCAAAUGGCUGGUGUUCUCCCACUAUCCCUCGGAUUAUUUCCCUGGAGGAUGGAAUGAAUCCAUACCCUUGGAGUGGUGGUCACCCUCAUGGCUGAACCUGGCGGCCGAAGAAAGGCCCCAGACCCUGAUGAAUUUCCUGCCGGAACUCAGCAACGUCUCCCGUUCCUCCAUUGUCUACUUCGGAGGCCACCGUCACAAUGUGGACCAACGUACGGUGGCGAGCAUCAGCCCCCACACCAGCUGGCUCUCUGGUGGCGGAGGAGGUUGGAGCACGGACGGGGAGCAACAGGGCUUUGUGGUGGGCGAAAUCAUGGAGGAUGGCGAGGUGAAGACCUACCCCGUUCUGGUGGACUACGCGGAUUGCACGAGCGACUCCUAGGGGCGCCGACCGGAAGACGGUGGCAGUCAAAUUCUAGGAAGAUCAUGG